UCAUGCUGCUGCCAGGUCCAGAGUCUCUCAUGGGUCCCUGUACGGCCUCCCAUUGCUGCUGUCUCCAUCGCCACACUCUGCCAUGUGCCACUUUCAGGUCUCCUCACACUGCUGGUGUAUUCCAUUUUUUGUCAUAGGGUGCUGGCAGAUUACGGGCCUCCCAUAGCUGCUGCCAGGCCCCUAAUCUGCCAUGGGCCCCUAUACCGCCUCCUCCUCAUGCUGCUGCCAGGUCCAGAGUCUGUCAUGGGUCCCUGUACGGCCUCCCAUUGCUGCUGUCUCCAUCGCCACACUCUGCCAUGUGCCACUUUCAGGUCUCCUCACACUGCUGGUGGGUUCCAUUUUUUG
Messenger RNA from Staurois parvus, 345 nucleotides. The record is from the annotation of a GenBank genome assembly. Lineage: Eukaryota; Metazoa; Chordata; Amphibia; Anura; Ranidae.